Molecule: messenger RNA, 261 nt
Organism: Gaeumannomyces tritici R3-111a-1
Lineage: Eukaryota; Fungi; Ascomycota; Sordariomycetes; Magnaporthales; Magnaporthaceae
Exons: 1
Coding region: 1-261 (86 amino acids)
Source: RefSeq, a predicted model, not a curated record
AUGCCCUCAUCGGCCUCCGCGGCGGCGGCAUUGACGCGCGGCCCUGCGCGGGCCCAGCCAUCUGGCCUGGGUGGGCCGCAGCACGGAACAGCGGCCGAAGCGGCCAUACUAUGGCACCAGCGAAUAAGGAUGCAGCUGCACGACGCCCACCCGGAGAUGGAGCCGCCCUCGGACAGCGGCGGCGUGCGUGCUCCUGCCGAAGCGCUGGAACGAACAUCCGUAACUGAGGCACCGACGCCUGAGGUGACGGCACGCAGCUGA